Rhagoletis zephyria (snowberry fruit fly) is the source of this 519-nucleotide messenger RNA. RefSeq lists its product as uncharacterized. NCBI's taxonomy places the organism in Eukaryota, Metazoa, Arthropoda, Insecta, Diptera, Tephritidae. The record is from RefSeq and is a predicted model, not a curated record.
AACAGAAGAAGGAUGGCUUAUAUAAAAGUGCGAACGCAUUGCCGUUGGUUAUAGCAGUGCACUUGUCGCAGCUUGAGUAAGAACUAUUUUCGAAGAGAGACGGAUAACACUAUAACGAUAACUAAGCUAACAUGCAGAAAUUGGUAAGACAAAAUUUGAUCUUCGCUUGCCUGUUGGGCACCGUUGCCUGGGCUGCUGAAAUCUACUAUACGCCCGCCAGCAGCGCCGCAGCAGCUUACUAUGCACCACUGCCCAUAGCAGUGCCUGCAGCACGCAGCGCCGCCAUUCUACCUUUGGCCUAUUCGCGCUAUCAGGCAGCUGUGCCAUUGCCGGCUGUGGAGACCUACAACAGCGUGCAGACACCGGACUCAUUCCAGCAGCAAUAUCGCUCCGACUACAAACCGGUCACCUAUGAGUUUAUACACUAGCUUAUUUAGUAGGCGGAAAAGGCACGAACAUUUCAAAGGAUUUCCAAUAAUUUUGUAUGAAAUAAAGUGAAAUAAAAGUAAAAAAUAAGCA